Messenger RNA from Ceutorhynchus assimilis (cabbage seed weevil), 2874 nucleotides. NCBI's taxonomy places the organism in Eukaryota, Metazoa, Arthropoda, Insecta, Coleoptera, Curculionidae. The record is from the annotation of a GenBank genome assembly.
UGACAUUCCAGGUUUCUGUUUUACCGACACGAAAAUGUGCCGAUUCAUUUCUGUUUGAAAUCGUCAUCCGUCAAAUAGCCGAACUCAACUUCGUCUGAAAAGGCUACGUCAGAAGCUCGGGCAAAAUUAGUAUCCUCGCCAAUUUUCUCCAUUGUUCUAGCAAGAAAUCGAAUUGUAAAAGUGCAUAUUUAUUCCCAAGACAUUGUAGAAUCCCUAGCGAGUAAUUUAGUGCUAGUGAAUCCAACAAGAAAUGGCUGAUCAGCAGAAUGAUGAUUUGGCAACUGCCAUCCUCCGCAAAAAAGACAGGCCAAACAGACUCAUCGUCGAGGAAGCCGUCAACGAUGACAACUCCGUUGUCGCUCUAUCUCAAGCCAAAAUGGACGAGCUGCAGCUUUUCCGUGGCGACACUGUUCUUUUGAAAGGUAAAAGACGCAAAGAGACUGUCUGUAUUGUCUUAUCUGAUGACACAUGCAGCGACGAAAAAAUUAGGAUGAAUCGAAACGUUAGAAACAACUUGCGGGUCAGGUUGUCUGACGUAGUCUCAAUUCAACCUUGUCCUGAUGUUAAAUAUGGCAAAAGAAUUCACGUUCUCCCCAUAGAUGAUUCUGUUGAAGGUCUCACCGGCAACCUCUUUGAAGUGUAUUUGAAACCAUACUUCCUUGAAGCUUACAGACCAAUUCACAAAGACGACGUUUUUAUCGUCAGAGGAGGCAUGCGUGCUGUGGAAUUUAAAGUUGUAGAGACGGAUCCUGCUCCAUUUUGUAUAGUUGCUCCUGACACUGUUAUUCAUUGUGAUGGAGAUCCUAUUAAACGUGAAGAAGAGGAGGAAGCUUUGAAUGCUGUGGGUUAUGAUGAUAUCGGAGGCUGCAGAAAGCAACUGGCACAAAUCAAGGAGAUGGUUGAGUUGCCUUUGAGGCAUCCAUCAUUGUUCAAAGCUAUUGGAGUUAAGCCUCCAAGAGGAAUCUUGUUGUAUGGGCCCCCAGGUACAGGAAAGACAUUGAUUGCUAGGGCUGUGGCUAAUGAAACUGGUGCCUUUUUCUUUUUGAUUAACGGUCCCGAAAUUAUGAGCAAAUUGGCUGGCGAAUCUGAAAGUAAUUUGCGUAAGGCCUUCGAAGAGGCAGAUAAAAAUUCUCCUGCUAUUAUAUUUAUUGAUGAAUUGGAUGCCAUUGCCCCAAAAAGAGAAAAAACCCAUGGAGAAGUGGAGAGACGUAUCGUUUCUCAACUUUUAACUUUGAUGGAUGGCAUGAAAAAAUCCUCUCACGUAAUUGUAAUGGCUGCUACCAACAGACCCAACUCAAUAGACGCUGCUCUACGUCGUUUCGGACGUUUCGACAGGGAAAUCGACAUUGGCAUCCCAGACGCCACUGGCCGUUUGGAAAUCCUCCGUAUCCACACAAAAAACAUGAAAUUGGCCGACGACGUUGAUUUGGAACAGAUUGCUGCUGAAACUCACGGACAUGUUGGUGCCGAUCUCGCUUCGCUUUGCUCUGAAGCCGCUCUGCAACAGAUCCGUGAAAAGAUGGAUUUGAUUGAUUUGGAAGAUGACCAAAUCGAUGCUGAGGUUCUCAAUAGUUUGGCUGUUACGAUGGAGAACUUCCGUUAUGCUAUGACAAAGAGUAGUCCAAGUGCUCUAAGAGAAACUGUUGUUGAAGUUCCCAACGUCACAUGGGAAGAUAUUGGAGGUUUGGCCAAUGUCAAAAACGAAUUGCAAGAAUUGGUACAGUACCCAGUGGAGCAUCCCGACAAGUUUCUCAAAUUUGGUAUGCAACCCUCAAGAGGAGUACUCUUCUACGGUCCGCCUGGUUGCGGUAAAACUCUCUUGGCCAAAGCUAUCGCCAAUGAAUGUCAAGCGAACUUCAUUUCUGUCAAAGGUCCUGAACUAUUGACCAUGUGGUUUGGUGAAUCUGAAGCUAAUGUUAGGGAUAUAUUCGAUAAGGCUAGAUCAGCAGCUCCUUGUGUCCUAUUCUUUGACGAAUUGGAUUCCAUCGCAAAGUCAAGAGGUGGCAACGUCGGUGACGCGGGUGGCGCCGCAGACCGUGUUAUCAAUCAAAUUCUAACCGAAAUGGACGGUAUGGGCGCCAAAAAGAACGUUUUCAUCAUCGGUGCUACCAACAGACCUGAUAUUAUCGAUCCUGCAAUCUUACGUCCUGGCCGUCUGGAUCAGCUGAUCUACAUCCCCUUGCCCGACGAAAAAUCACGCGAACAGAUCUUCAAAGCUAACUUGCGCAAAUCGCCAGUAGCCAAAGAUGUUGAUAUGGUUUAUAUUGCUAAAGUUACUCACGGAUUUUCUGGAGCCGAUUUGACGGAAAUUUGCCAGAGGGCUUGCAAGUUGGCUAUUAGACAAUCUAUCGAAGCUGAGAUAAGAAGAGAAAGGGAGCGCGCUGCUAAUCCUGCUGCCGCUGCUGCUAUGGACUUGGACGAAGACGAUCCAGUUCCCGAAAUCACUAGAGCUCACUUUGAAGAAGCCAUGCGAUUCGCACGUCGUUCAGUGUCUGAUAAUGACAUUCGCAAAUACGAAAUGUUUGCCCAAACUUUGCAACAAUCUAGAGGUUUUGGUACUAACUUCAGGUUCCCAUCGAGUCAAGGUGCGCCUGCUCAAGGUGGUCAGGUACCACCUCCUGUCGCGCCAGGCGAUCAGGCCAACUUUGACGAUCCUGAAGACGAUUUAUAUAGUUAGAAAUUUAGGGUGCGUGGGUUGGCGAAAAAACGAUUUUUUUUUUAAAUUAUAUUAUAAUACCAUGUAUUUCUUCAAUCGGACCGAUUGAUUGAAUUUAUAUCUAGGUUAAUUUUGAUUUUAUUUCAUAAUAAUAAUUAUGUUUUCUUAUUGAUUAUAGUUUUCAAAUACAAAAUUAAAAUGUUCACUUGGAACACAAA